AUCCUUCCCGAGGAGAUAACAAGCGGAGUGAAAUUCACAACGAAAGCGGUGAUGUUUCGGAGGCAAGUGAUACUCCCGCGAACGAAUCACCGCAGACGCGUGACACGAAUUUAGUUCAUUUCAGACCUUUAUUGAAGUCACCCAUGUCGCUGCUGAGCUGUAUAGACUUGAACGUUUUGAAUGAAUCGAUCUCGUUAUCAUUCAGGACCAUAUGUUGAGAACACCGAGCGGAGGAAGAAACGGCAGUUUGUUCGGAGGGUGUCUGGACCGGGAGGACGAAGUGGCUAGUAACUCGGAGCUGUGGUGCCAAGAGGGAUAUUCACACUCAACGGUGACAUCGCUGACACAUAGGACACGGAACAGAGGCUAAUCUGGCCGAGGAUAACCUUGUCAAUCUCCUGGCGUCGAGAAGAAGAAGAUACAUUAGUUCGGAGAUAACACCUGACUACGGCGACGUUGGUCAAUACUGUCAACCUCUCAAAAUAGAAAGAAAAACAAAACAAGCGUCCACCCGCCGUCCAGGGGAUGCAGUGGCAAAUUAGCGUUUCAGUUCUUUGACAGAGCCCAGCUGCUCUCUAAGAGUUUUGAGGAUGAACCACUUAUCCCUCAGCGAGCUAUGUUGCCUGUUCUGCUGUCCACCGUGCCCCAGCAAGAUCGCCUCUAAGCUGGCCUUCCUGCCCCCAGAGCCCACAUACAGCCUCAUGUCCGAUGACAGUGGCAGCCGAUGGACUCUGCACCUCUCUGAGCGUGCCGACUGGCAGUACUCGUCCCGCGAGAAGGACGCCAUCGAGUGUUUCAUGACACGCACCACAAGAGGAAACCGCAUUGCCUGCAUGUUUGUCCGCUGCUCACCCAGCGCCCGAUACACACUAUUAUUCUCCCAUGGAAACGCAGUGGACUUGGGUCAGAUGAGCAGCUUCUACAUUGGCCUGGGUUCGCGCAUCAACUGCAACGUCUUCUCCUACGACUACUCGGGUUACGGAGCCAGUUCUGGGAAACCCUCGGAGAAGAACUUGUACGCUGAUGUAGACGCUGCCUGGCAGGCACUGCGGUCACGGUAUGGCAUCCGGCCAGAGAACGUGAUCGUGUACGGCCAGAGCAUUGGCACCGUGCCCUCUGUGGACCUGGCCUCUCGCUAUGAGAGUGCUGCAGUCAUCCUCCACUCCCCGCUCACGUCUGGCAUGAGAGUGGCCUUCCCCGACACCAAGAAGACCUACUGCUUUGACGCCUUCCCAAACAUCGACAAGAUUUCGAAGGUAACGUCACCGGUACUGGUGAUCCACGGUACGGAGGACGAGGUCAUCGACUUCUCCCAUGGCCUGGCGCUGUAUGAACGCUGUCAGCGCCCCGUGGAGCCCCUCUGGGUGGAGGGGGCCGGACACAAUGACGUGGAGCUCUACGGACAAUACCUGGAGAGACUCAAACAGUUUGUUGCGCAUGAGCUGGUCAACUUGUAGAGGAGCUUGGGGGGAAAAAAAGGGUGGAGAGGGAAGACGAGAAGAAAGCAAUGGUUUCCAGCAGAGGUUGGAUGAUGGAGAAAGGGGUGCAACCUUUUCCUUUUUUUUUAUUUUUUUUUUUUUUUUGUGAAGUGAUGCAGGUAGAAGUGGUUUUUGUCUGUGUAGUACUGGUUUUGGUGGCGGUCUUCUCUCAUUAUCAAACACCUCUCCCCCUUUGGAGCUCCAGUUUGUCCGGGCCUGUCAGUACCGUCCACUCCACAUGCUGCAGCUGUGAACUUACAAGUACCCAUCAUUUUGUUUUGCUUUUAGAUUUUCUUUUUAUCAUGUUGAAAAUCGCACAUUAUGAAGGUGCAUGAAUGAAAGAGGAAGUAGAUACAGACAACAUACCAUGUGUACAUGCAGUAUGACAGAGUGUGUGUGGGUGUGUGUGUGUGUUGCAUUUUUGCUGCCUUUUGAGAAGGACAUGGUCCACGGUUCCUAAUGGAGACCUCUGCCAUCAGCUCCUGAGGCUUUUGAGGUCCUGAAAAACAGCCUUGCUACAAACUGGACCGGACCAGAAGUGGACCUGACUCUCUCUAAUCCAACUGAACUCAGUCUGACUAUGAAGUCAGGUUUUGUCCCACACACUGCAGUCACCAUGAAUUUCUUUUUUUGGAUUACUGUUUAUUAUAUUUUUUAUAUUCUACAUGAUAUUUGCACGUAUCAGCUGUCACUGAAGAACUGUACAAGACAUACUGACAUAUUACCUAGCUGUGCCAGUGUUGCCAAAUGUUUAGUAUAAUAUAUUGCAGAGACCUAGACACACAGAUAACUUUGUACUUUGUACAAAUACUAUCUAGAAACAUCUCCAAAGCUCUGUUAGCUGUAUUCAGUCUCUACUUCUCUGUUUAGUCUUAAAAUGGUACAGUUUAAUGUUACAAUCUACAAGAAUAUGAUGCAAGAUGGGGCUCUUACAGCAGCUCACGUAGCCAGUUAAAAGGCUGGGGCUGUAUGUCGGUGACCAAUAAAGUGAGGGUUAUUUCCUCACACUUUCUUUUGAAAAUUUUUCCACAGCUCUUACGUCGGAGUUUACCUCGAAGUAUUGUUGCUGUCAGAUCACUAUCACUACGCUGUAGUUGAUGAACUUGAUGAACUUGAUGUUUUCAGAAAAAUUGAAUGCUGGACAGUUUUGUGGACAAAAUAUCUGACCCCUCUUUGAAAAUAGCAAGUAUUCGCCUUGAUAUAGUAGCUAAUUAUGAAUCCCAGUACCCUGACAGUGUUUUUUCUGUCUUUGGGUCUGAAGAUAUAAAGUUAAAUAAUGUACGUAGUUAUUAUUACAGAUCUUGCUUAUGUACCUAAAUCAGAUCUUUCUAUAUGUAUCUUUUUUAUGUGAUAAAAAUUUAAUUACUGUGACAGCAGCUUACCGGUCUGUGAUCUGAUCAAGACUUAUACCACUAAUGCCAAUCCGGACUGAAUGGUGAACGUUAUUAACACAGCUAUUGUCGACUCAUUUUCAGUUCAGGAAGUUGUUUAAAAAAUGGAAAUGUUUUAUUUUGAGUUAUUGAGAAGCGUACUUAAGUACAUUAUGCUGAAAAAAAGACCUUGAGUUACUCCCUCACAAUAUGUCUACUGGGACAAUGGGUUAUUUCAGUGUAAGUGGCUCAGCAUUAGAGGCCUCCAUCAUGGACAGAAUGGUUUGGUUUUUUUUGUCUUAAUUUUAUCUUUUUGUCUGCAUGGUAUUUCUGGAUCCAUUGUUGUCUGUUGAUUUGCCCUUUUAAUGCCAAGUGAAGCAAAACAAAGCACUGGCCAGCUGAUGAAUCCAUUAAGGCGCUGUCAGAGGCCUGAAAACAAAUGUCAAACUGCUACUGCAUGCCAUGAAAAGCUAGUUUCUCUUAUGUUUUUGGCCUGUAUAACAAACACAGAAUCAUAUAAGAAAUCUCUGUGAAUUAUAUUCUUAUGGGUAUUUUUAAUACCUGUAUUACACUUGAGCCUUUGUUCACAAAAGGGGUCAGAUAUACUGUUAUGUGACAAUUAACCAAUAAGUCAAUGGGUGCUACUGUAGCCUACUGCUACCUUCAGGUCUGAUUACUACAGGUUGAGAGAAAAGCAAAGCGAGCCUAAUGUUUGUCAGACUGACCCAGAUCCAGAUCAGGAUUGGUAACCGUUUGUCAGGUGAUGGUCUGUUGAAAAAACUUUUUAUUUUUUUCACAACUCAUUUGUCUUAUAAGCAAGGUUAUGAUUUUUUUCAUUUUCACUUUGUAAAUAAUAUUUGUACUGGACUUGUUAUAAUUUUUCUUUUUCUUUCACAAGCUUUUGUCAUCAUCUCUCAGCUCUUACUUCUCUAACUCUUGAUAUGACAACUAAUAUACCAUGGUAGGCCAUCAUGUUGGCUUUUCAGAUGACCUUUGUACUGGUCAGUUUGACUAAUGUCAUCUCUGAUUUGAUUAGAUUAAUUUUGUAAAGCAUAUUUCAAUACAGAAGGAACUUGUAUGUAGUAACAAUAUUAAUAUAGUAAUUCUAACAUGGAUAGAGAAAAUAAAAUGGUAUUUGAGAAGCAA
Molecule: messenger RNA, 3994 nt
Organism: Dicentrarchus labrax (European seabass)
Lineage: Eukaryota; Metazoa; Chordata; Actinopteri; Moronidae
Gene: abhd17b
Product: abhydrolase domain containing 17B, depalmitoylase
Exons: 5
Coding region: 591-1457 (288 amino acids)
Biological process (GO): protein depalmitoylation
Cellular component (GO): plasma membrane; endosome membrane
Molecular function (GO): palmitoyl-(protein) hydrolase activity
Source: RefSeq, a predicted model, not a curated record